AUGUCGACAACCAUCGACCAAGACACAGGACCAUCUACAACCUCAGAGCCCGAAGAAGACAAUCAAAACAACCACCCAGCCCCAGACAAUGUAAUAUUAGAAAAAGUUCCCACUGCCUACAGCACAGCAAAGGUCGAGGUGGUUGGCGACAAGAUUGUGUUCCGGCCGACAUGGCAGUUCCGGCUCGCCUUUCUGGCGCUCAGCACGCUCUGCCUGGCCGUUGCCUUCGACGCGACCACACUGCCUGUGGCCCUUCCGACGGUCAGUACAGACCUGGGCGGUACGGCGCUGCAGGCAUUCUGGUCGGGAACGAGCUUUUUGCUUGCCUCGACCUCGCUGCAGCCGACGGUGGCAUCUCUCAGUAAUAUCUUUGGUCGGAAAUAUCUCAUCUACAUCUCCUCCGUGUUCUUCCUCGCCGGCUGCAUCAUCGGCGGUCUGGCGGGAAACUUCACCGUCCUCAUCGUGGGCCGAACCAUCCAGGGCAUCGGCGGAGGCGGCAUCAUGAGCCUCACCGAGAUGGUCAUCGCGGACCUUGUUCCACUGCAGUUCAGAGGAGAGUGGAUGGCCCUGGUUUCUAUGUCAUGGGCCGUGGGGACUGUGUUUGGUCCCCUGAUAGGCGCCGGCUUCACGCAGAACGUAACGUGGCGCUGGAUCUUUUACGUCAAUAUACCCAUCAUAGCCAUCGGCAUGGCCCUCAUCUACUUCUUCCUCAACCAGAGCCCCAUCCCGGGAGGCGUGCCCCAGAAACUAAAGCGCUUCGACUGGAUCGGAAGCCUCUGGUUCAUGACCAGCUCGACGCUGUUCCUCUUCGGCCUCACGGCGGGCGGCACAAUGUACGCCUGGAAGUCGGCAGCCGUGCUGGUGCCUCUUCUCGUGGGGCCCCUUUCACUAGUCGGCUUUGCCUGGUACGAGGCGCGCAUCGCCGGGGUGCCCAUCAUCAAGAAGGCCAUUUUCAGUAACUGGGACAUGAUCGUCUCGUAUAUCAUGACCAUAGUGCACGGCAUGAUUACCUGGUCGCUCGUCUACUUUAUAAUUCUCUACUACCAAGGCGUAAAGCUCUACACCCCGCUCAUCUCCGGCGUGGCAGGCCUCCCCGAAUCCCUCUGCGUAGCCCCCGGUGCCGGCGUCGUCGGCGUCGUCGUCGCCCGAACAGGCCACUACCGCUGGUCCCUCUGGUCCGGCUGGGCCCUGACGACCCUCGGCGCAGGCCUCCUCGUCCUUCUCGGCCCCGACACCACCAUCCCCCAGUGGAUCUUCCUCAACAUCCCCAUCAGCCUCGGGAUAGGCAUGCUGUUCCCGUCCAUGGGCCUGUCGAUGCAGGCCGCGUGUGCGCCGGCGCACAACGCCGAUGCCAUGGCCUUCUUCAGCUUCUCGCGGAACCUGGGGCAGGCGAUCGGUGUGGCUGCCAGCGGGGUUCUCUUUCAGAAUGCCUUUCGGACCCAACUGCUGGGGUUGCCUGACUGGCGUGCUGAGGCGGACGUGCUGAGCCGGGAUGCCACGGCUGUGGUUGACAUGGUGAAGGCGAUGGCGCCGGGGGCGGCGAGGAGGGACUUGAUUGGGGCGUAUAGUGGUGGGUUGCGGGAUGUCUGGAUCUUUUUGACGGCGCUGGCUGCGGUUUGUUUUCUUUUGAGUUUCACUGUGAAGGGGUUUAGUCUUAAGCAGGAGCAUGUCACGGAGCAGGGCUAUCAGGUGAGGGAGAAGGAGGGAAAGGAGAAGGGGAUGGAGGAUGUUGAGAGGUGAGAUUGUAUGGAAAGGAAGAAAUGGCUGCGUUUUCUCCCCUCCCCCGUCUUUUCUGUUUCCGAAGCCUGCUUUGUUUACUUUUAGAUCAAACAAUCACAUAGAUUUGAUAGACAGACACGAAUAAUGAUACCAGCGUAUAGAC
Molecule: messenger RNA, 1882 nt
Organism: Cryphonectria parasitica EP155
Lineage: Eukaryota; Fungi; Ascomycota; Sordariomycetes; Diaporthales; Cryphonectriaceae
Product: MFS general substrate transporter
Exons: 4
Coding region: 1-1740 (579 amino acids)
Biological process (GO): transmembrane transport
Molecular function (GO): transmembrane transporter activity
Source: RefSeq, a predicted model, not a curated record